UUGAAGUGAUGAUUGGUGUCAGGGGGGCUGAAAACUAAGAGGGAGCAAAAUAGAGGAGAGUGAGUGAAAGGGGGAAAGGAAACAUGGUUAGAACACCUUGCUGUGAUAAGAGCGGACUGAGGAAAGGAACCUGGACUCCUGAGGAAGAUAGGAAACUAAAGGCUUAUGUCACCAGAUAUGGCUGCUGGAAUUGGCGCCAACUCCCCAAGUAUGCAGGUCUGGCAAGGUGUGGCAAGAGUUGCCGGCUGAGAUGGAUGAAUUAUCUAAGGCCAAACAUCAAAAGAGGAAACUACACCGAGGAAGAAGAAGAGACUAUCAUCAGAUUACAUGAGUCGCUGGGAAACAGGUGGUCUAUCAUUGCUGCCGAGUUACCUGGAAGAACGGACAAUGAGGUAAAGAACCACUGGCAUACAACUCUCAAGAAGCGCUUUAAACAUAAGCCACCAGUAACAAAAGAUGGGAAAGAAAACAGUCAAGAUCCAGUAGUCAAGCGUGGAACAAGUGCAGAGGAAAAAGAAACAAAGCUAAACAAUCAUGAUCCCCUGAUUAAUCCCACAAGUCCCCCAUUAAUUCUUGAAAGCUCAAUGUCGUCCCCGCAACCAGCCUCAAGCGAUCAAAACUCCUCCAUCACCGCAGAUAACACAGUUGUAUCCAGCAAAGACUCAGUUUCAGAUAAUAAUAAUUAUAACAACAACAAGGCUAAUUUGUUUGAAGCCUACGAGGCAAAUAGUGGAAAUUUCUGGACAGAACCAUUUUUCUCAGACAGUUGUUAUAUGUCAAGUGAUAUGCAGAUGGAUCCUGCAGGCUGUGAAGCUGAGUUUCCAUUUCUUGAUGGAGAAAUCUUAUGCCCGUUUGGUUUCGACGACCAGCUUGAAGGCUUUAACUACUAAUUAAAACAGUAAAACCAGCUUUGUUGGUUUUAUUUUCCCUAUGUUACUUCUUCUCAUGGGUUUUUUGGGCAUUAGUCCUAUAUAUAUAUAUAUAUAAUAUAUAUAUAUAUUAGACGUUGUUUUUGUCUGAAGUAUUUGUGGGGUUGUAAAGAGUUUACUUUCUUUUUUAACAGACAAGUUAAAAAAAAAAAAAGGUGUCUGCUUUUCUGCUUUUGUCGAUAUAUCCGUAGAACUGCAGUACUGCAACGCUAGUUUUGACUAUUCAAAAAAACAAAAAGAAAGGGUCGUAGCCUGAUCACUGAUGGUUCUUUCAGCCUGAUCACUGAUGGUUUGGCUGUCUUGAUUCAUGAACGGGCAAAAUACAAAGGUAAUGACCCGGCAUUCGUACUAAUUAAAACGAAAGAAUUGUUCUUUACUAAUAGAUUUAAUCGUAGUGCAUACAGGUGUACGCCAUAUAACACCAACUCAAAAAAUUAAAUAAACAAAAUAAAAAUC
Durio zibethinus is the source of this 1385-nucleotide messenger RNA. RefSeq names its product transcription factor MYB39-like. The record is from RefSeq and is a predicted model, not a curated record. Lineage: Eukaryota; Viridiplantae; Streptophyta; Magnoliopsida; Malvales; Malvaceae.